Auanema sp. JU1783 is the source of this 954-nucleotide messenger RNA. The record is from the annotation of a GenBank genome assembly. Lineage: Eukaryota; Metazoa; Nematoda; Chromadorea; Rhabditida; Rhabditidae.
AUGAUUUAUUCCGGCUCCAUCGGACAGAUUGUAUGUCGCGAUUUGUCAGUUCCAACUAGUUUUCCAUCCGUUGGAAAAUCCACGUUGUUAUCUAAUCUUGCCGGUGUUUAUUCUGAAGUUGCUGCUUACGAAUUCACAACUUUAACGACAGUGCCUGGUGUCAUUCGAUAUAAGGGAGCUAAGAUCCAACUGCUCGAUUUGCCUGGUAUUAUCGAAGGAGCCAAGGAUGGUAAAGGUCGUGGUAAACAGGUUAUCGCAGUCGCUCGAACAUGCUCCUUGAUCCUUAUGGUAUUGGACGUUAUGAAGCCGUUACAACAUAAGAAACUAUUGGAAUACGAGUUGGAAGGCUUCGGAAUCCGUCUCAACAAACAACCACCAAAUAUUGGUUUUCGCAAAAAGGAGAAGGGUGGCAUUAAUCUAACAACUCUGGUUCCUCAGACUGAGCUGGAUUUAGACUUAGUCAAAAGUAUUCUCGCUGAAUACAGGAUUCAUAAUGCUGACAUCACUCUGAGAUAUGAUGCUACUUCUGAAGAUUUGAUUGAUGCCAUUGAAGGAAAUCGUGUGUACAUUCCUUGUUUGUAUGUACUCAACAAGAUCGAUCAAAUCUCUGUCGAAGAGCUAGAUAUCAUUUACAGAAUUCCUCAUUGUGUACCCAUCUCAGCUCAUCAUAAAUGGAAUUUCGACGACUUGCUUGAGAAGAUCUGGCUGUAUUUGAACCUUAUCCGGAUCUACACUAAACCCAAGGGCCAGCUACCAGAUUAUUCUACCCCCAUUGUUUUGAAUGCUGAUAAAAACAAUGUAGAUGAUCUCUGCAUGAAGAUUCACAAGUCGCUUCAGAAAGAUUUCAAGAACGCUCUUGUCUGGGGGUCAUCGGCCAAGCAUAAUCCUCAAAGAGUCGGAAAGGAUCACGUACUUAAUGAUGAGGAUGUCGUCCAAGUUAUCAAGAAGGUCUAA